AUGUUGUCGAGGCGAGGAGCGCAAUGGGCAACAAUUGAUUUUGCUCAUGGGGAGCAAAACAGCUAUAACGCUGCCACUAACUCAAACGGUAUUGUUAGCUUUGCUAAUGCGGAAAAUUGGCUAAUGCAUGAUGACCUUGCGGGUUUCAUAAAUGAACAUAACGACUUUGAUAAACGAUGCUGCGCUUACGGGGAAGGGUAUACCGGCACAUUGCGUCUCAGACGAGCGAUGGCUGCGCACUUAAAUGCUCAUUUCCACCCUGCCAACAAUAUCAGUCCCGACGAAAUCACCUUCGCGGCUGGAGUGACCUACCUUAAUGAGGCAUCCGCACUGAUUCUUUGCGAUCCGGAUCAAAAUGAUGCUAUCAUGCUCGGACGGCCGGUAUACGGGGCUUUCGCUAGGGAUCUUGCCAUGAGAACCAACAUACACUUGGAAUAUGUAUCAGUGGGUGAUAUGGAUCAGUUCUCCCCAUCUUGCAUCACCAGUUUUGAUGCCGGGUUCGAAGCUGCAAAAGCACGAGGAAUCAAUAUAAAGGCUCUCAUGAUAUGUAACCCGCAUAAUCCCCUAGGGCGGUGCUAUUCUCAUGAGACACUUGUUGGGUUGCUGCGUCUCUGUGCCUCGAAGGGAAUUCAUCUCAUUAGCGAUGAGAUAUACGCACUGUCUGUUUACGAGCGCCAUGACCGCGAGUCAGAGACUUUUACAUCGGUCCGAGCAAUAGACCCUACCGGGAUCAUUGACUCGAGUCAGGUUCAUGUUUUAUACGGCAUGUCAAAGGACUUUGGAGCUGGCGGAAUGAGACUGGGAUGCGUCAUAUCCCAGAAUGAAGAUCGCUUUUCGUCGCCAUCCCAAUUUUCCAUGGAUUUAGCCGCCAAAUUCCUCGAAGACCAAGAGUUUGUUGCGAAGUUCCUGCAAAGGUCGCAUCACCGUCUGCUCCAAAGUAGAUUACUAGCGGAGGAUCUCCUCUCCCGGGAAGGCAUUGGUUAUUCUCAGAAAGGGAACGCAGGCUUCUUUCUAUGGCUAGAUUUGAGCGCUUUCCUCCCUCUCCAUGAAACUCAUGGGGAUGGCUGGGCUGCACAACGGCUGCUCACGGACCGCUUCAGCAAGGCUGGUGUCAUAAUGUCUACCGGUGCGGAAUAUCGAGCGCCAAGUCCGGGGAGAUUCCGCUUAGUGUUUUGCGUCGACCCGGACACUCUGAGGGAAGGCAUUAAAAGAAUUUCACGCGUUCUGGCACGGUGA
This is a messenger RNA of Aspergillus bombycis, 1236 nucleotides long. RefSeq names its product pyridoxal phosphate-dependent aminotransferase. NCBI's taxonomy places the organism in Eukaryota, Fungi, Ascomycota, Eurotiomycetes, Eurotiales, Aspergillaceae. The transcript is spliced from 9 exons. Gene Ontology annotation, molecular function: pyridoxal phosphate binding; transaminase activity. The record is from RefSeq and is a predicted model, not a curated record. Gene Ontology annotation, biological process: biosynthetic process; amino acid metabolic process. Bases 1 to 1236 code for a protein of 411 amino acids.